This is a messenger RNA of Olea europaea var. sylvestris, 1626 nucleotides long. RefSeq lists its product as uncharacterized. NCBI's taxonomy places the organism in Eukaryota, Viridiplantae, Streptophyta, Magnoliopsida, Lamiales, Oleaceae. The record is from RefSeq and is a predicted model, not a curated record. Bases 221 to 1141 code for a protein of 306 amino acids. Gene Ontology annotation, molecular function: phosphoglycerate dehydrogenase activity. The transcript is spliced from 2 exons.
CCUGCGUAUUUGACACGUGCAGAACAGUGUCAUUUUGUCCUCGAGUUCUCGCCUCUUUUUCCUUCUGACAAUUCGCCUUCUCCAUUGAAAAUUUCCUCUCAAUUUAACACGAAACUCUAAUAUUCCAAUUCAAAAUGCUCCUGAAAAGUAAAUUCUCCAACAUUUAAACGAUAAUUUCCCUCAAUACGGUAUCCAAAUCAUAGGAAUUUAGGGUAUUGUAAUGGAUAAGAAGAGGGAUGAAUUAUCUUUGACAAUUUACAAACCCUUGAAUUUCACGGGGGGUUGUUUGGAAAUUCGGUUAUUCUAUGUGCGAAUCGCGCCGUGCGCUGUGGAUUCCGUCCCUGACCACCUAACGCUCCGCCACCUCCGCCGUGAGAUCGGCGUUUUGUUGGAGAUUAAUGGCGCCCGCGUGCCGUCCUCGGACACCGCUUCGAUUGCCCUCCGGCGGGAUCGUGUGGAUAAGGACUCUUCAGAGGUUACAUACGUCAGCACCGAUAGUGUCCGGUUGUCGGGUCCGACGGAAUUUGAAGUAUGUGAAAACGUGGAGGAGUUGAUCCUGUGCGGCUCUCUGGAGCGGGUUGAUGCUGCCGCAUGGGGUAAUGGGAGUGCUCCGGAAAAUGACUCGAGGACUGGUUGGAGCAUCGAUUGCUAUGCGGCGACCUCCAUGGCAAAUGGUCGUUCGCGUUCAGCAUUUUUUCAGCCUAAACUUGGAGUUUCUUCUCCAUCUUUGGAGGUUUAUGUAGCAGGUUGUUGCUCGGGAAUGCCUGUUAUAUUAACAAAGAUGAUUCUGAUCAGUCCAAAGCGAAAGAUUUCGAGGCAGGGGAUGCUUGAUGCCAUUCCUGAGGACGAGGAUAUGGGGAAAGAGCAAAGGAAUGUAAAUAACGGAUUUCUUUGGCAUCGGAAACCACAGUAUACAGAUGCAGACAUGGAUGCGUAUGAAAUGGAUGGGAAAGCUGAAUGCAGCUAUUACUCGGAAGACAUGUACCAUGGUGAAGAUGGGCAACUUACAUGGUUCAAUGCUGGUGUAAGGGUUGGUGUAGGAAUAGGCCUUGGAAUGUGCCUUGGUGUGGGAAUUGGUGUUGGCCUGCUCAUGCGUUCAUAUCAAGCUACCACUAGGAAUUUAAGGAGGCGGUUCUUUUAGUUCUCAUAUUUGCAAUGAUAUGGCUAAAUGACUGAAAUGGAAUUAUGUUUUUUCCUUCGGGAAUAAGAGUGGAGUAUAACCAUUCGAGAUUGCAACUGAGGAAGCAGGAAGCACAUAAUGCAGCUAGUUAAUUGCGAUAGACCAGGUAGGCGCAGAUUGCAUUGUCUGAUUCUUGAGUUUGGGCCUGAUAACAUGUUCUUAAGUGAGGGCUUCGGCUUUUGGCCAAUCGUGUCACAAGGGAAUGCUACAUCUUGUAUGAAUCUUUAUGUAGUCCUUAGCUAUACGUAUAUAUUUCUUUGUAUGAAGUAAUCGGGAGGUUAUUUCUGGCGAGUAAACUGAGCUUUUGUACUUUUUUCAUGUUUUUUAUUCGAAUUUAAUUGUUGAAAAAUGUAGUUUGGGCGGAUCACGUGAAAUGCAGCUACUGGAGUCAAUAACUCAACGGAAGAUAGUUUGAGAAACUGAGAUUUUGUCUAGUUCCUCGUCAA